Fusarium venenatum is the source of this 1011-nucleotide messenger RNA. RefSeq lists its product as uncharacterized. Lineage: Eukaryota; Fungi; Ascomycota; Sordariomycetes; Hypocreales; Nectriaceae. The record is from RefSeq and is a predicted model, not a curated record.
AUGGAGCUUCCACUACCUCGAGACGCGGCUCGAACUCUUGGGAAGAAGAGAAGUAGUCGCGGAAACGCCCUCACUCUAUCCCUCUCCCCCGAACGCACUCAACAUCAACAUCACCCUCAACGGAGCAUAACAUCUCCCGUCAAGCCCUCCUCCGCAACACGCUCAACGCAUUCAAGCUUUUUCUCUCCCGACCUCGUACCUCGAAGCGCAUCAACAGCUCCUCACCACCCCCAACACCACCGCAACAUCUCUAUAUCUCGACCGUCACCUAGUUUAAUCGAUUAUGGCUCUAUGCAGUCUGAAGCACGAACAGAAUCCGCCCUGACUAUUCGUCCUCCUACAACCACACUCUCUCGAGGAGGAUCGCCGCCCCUUACGCCGUUCCCGCCGUGGGUCAGCGAGGAAGAAGACGAGGGCGAUGAAGAGUAUGAGAAUCGUACUUGGGAGAAUUCUACGACCAAGAGGCAAAGUUACGACGGCGGUCAUGUACCAGUGACGAUUCUGCGCGUGGAGGGGAAGUGGGUGGUUAAAUCUGUGAUACAUGGCCUCGUGCUUGCGUUACAGUUUGCUGUGACACUGGGUGUUUUUAGCGCUUUGAUGUGGAUUACUGUUUGGAAGGAGAACGAGCCCGGUAACGACUUUGACAAUUGGCUUUGGAAAUUUGCGGACCCGAGCCUUGUCAUCGUUCUCCUCCUUUGUGCAACAAGCCUCAUCGUUCAUGAAAUCAAGCUACUGUCAUCUGUAGCUCUUCUCUACCUCGAAUCCCUCAUACUCGUAGCCACCACCGUGGCGAGUUUCGUUCUCUGGACGCGGUGUUUUCAGGAGAAGAGUCGCAGUGUAAAGGGUGUGCUGAUGGGCAGCAAUGUGUUGAUGUGGGAGCUUGCAUUCUUUGGAUUCGUCAGGGCUGUUGUCAUCUGGAAGGUUGAGGCUGUUGAAGGGGAUGUUGAUCAGGAGAGGGCGGUUAUGUACGGGACGUUUGUUCCGUGGGAUGAGAGACGGGAGUCACUGUAG